CCGCGACUCAGUUGCCGACUGAAGCCCAACUUGGCUGAAAGUGCGCGCGUUUUACUCGGUGCUCAGGAUCGCGACUGUUCCACGCGCUACGAGGUUUUCGAGGCGACCACCCCGCGUGAUUUUUCCGUUGCUCUUGAAACCCAUCGCCCACCCUUCGUUAGGCCGUUUCUUCUGCAUCAUUCAAUAUUCUCGAAUUUUUCAUCACCGGCAUAUAUUUAAAAAAUCAAAUUUUGCUUCGAAAAAGUCUUCGACUCCCUGAAAUGAAAGCUCGGAAUUAUUUCAAGCGCUUUUUACGAAAGUUUCGGUGACGUGGGAAAAUUUUCACACGACGAGGUCAAGCUUAAAAAUAACCGAUACCCGGAAAGGAAAAAGAAUUGUCAGUCUUGAAAAGUAGCUGUCACGCCAGGAUUGUAAUUAAAAUGCGCACCUGUUUUUGAACUUAAGGUGGUCACGCAAAGUCAGCCUCACAAGUAGAUAAUGUCGAUUUUCAACAUCGUUAAAAAAAUAAAAGCAUUUUAAUGACGGGAACUUAAAGAAGACCGGUGAAAUGCUCACAUAUUAGAAAGAAACUUUACAUACCCUUUUAACGGUCACAACUCGUCCCGAGUCCACUUUCCCGGCGCGAAAACUUAGCUCUUCCAACUUGCUUGCCUUUCUUUGUGCGCGGGGGGGCCGAGAAAAAGUUUGAUUAGACUGGACCCGAACGUGUAUAAUUUGCCUUUGAGAGCCGAAGGCACGCUGUCGAGUUAAACGGUAUAAAUUCCAGUGCGGUACCUUUGAAGGCUCAUUCGAACCCGGCGAAUUUUAUCGUGAAAUCCGGCAACUCUGGACUAGAAGAAGCGAGCGCCACCGCAACUUUCCCGAACCAAAGCUCGCCCGAGCUCCGAGGGGCGAUUGAAAGUUUUUAACGGCUCGGGAUGGCGCGGAUAAGACCGAUUCACAUGUGCAGCGUCGCGUUUUAUUUUAAGGAUUGCCAGCUUGCCCGCUACGAGCUACUAAUAGGAUCAAUCUUAAGAUUUGGAGAAAAAAAGCGAUGGGGUGUCUAAGGAGAUGAAAUCUCAUUAUGAGACGUCUGCGGCGUUGCUGCUCUUGAAGUGCAUUAUCCUAAUGGCAGUGGACGCCGUAAAUCCAGGUUGCGACUGUCUGGUUUUCUCGGCCACAUAUGGGAAAGAAUACGGAGUUUUCAGCAGUCAAGAUUACCCGAAACCGUACCCCUCACAUGUUGACUGCCUUCUAUACACAUUCGUCGCUCACAAAGACGAGAUAGUUGAAAUAACUUUCAAGGAUUUUGACAUCUACAAAUCUCAUCUUGACUGCCUGAAGGGCGACUACUUGAAAGUUUUCUUGCACCUGGAGAAAGGAGAGGUGAACGAGCUGAGCCCUUGGUCGCGGGUGCUGUGCGGGAGUCUGCAGGACAUCCCGCCGGUCCUCUACAGCUCGGGCCCGGCCCUCAUUCUCGAGCUCCACUCCCAGAGCAACCUCAACAACGCCACCGGUUUCGUAGGAUCUUUCCGCUUCAUCGACAAACGGAGCUUCCAGACGGACGGGCAGCGUCUGACGGGAACCGACUGCGAUUAUCAGCUAAUAAGCAAUAAUUUAACGCGCUCCAGAGGCCGCUUCUUCUCACCUCGCUACCCCUCCAAUUAUCCGCAACAUAUCAAGUGCACCUAUAAACUCCGCGCUAGGAGCAGAGAACGGGUCAGGGUGUUAUUCGAAGAGGUCAUGCUCGAAAAAGGCGACGUGAGUUGUCUGAACCGGGCUGACGUGAUCAAAGUAUACGACGGGAGGAGCAACCUGGCGCCGACGAUAGCCAUGCUCUGCAACGAGGUGACAGAGCAAGAGGUCCUGUCCACCGGCUCCGACAUGUACAUCGAAUUCAUAUCAAACUCCGACCUCCCAGGUCAAGGUUUCAAGGCCCUCUUCCAGUUUCAGCCGGUUGCAACCUUGACCACGACCAGCGAUAGGUUGCACUCUAUCGAGACUGAAAAAAGUACCUUAGCAACAGGACCUGUCACGCAUAUUAAAAAAAUGCCUGAUACGGGAUCACCUGCAACUACAAUUACAAACUGUGAUAUGGUUAUUUAUAGUGAUAAUUCUAAAAAUGGAACAAUAUCAUCGCCCGGAUAUCCUGAGCCCUAUCCCGCUCAUUCCUAUUGCCGACUCGACUUCCAGGGACGAGGCAAAGAAAGGGUUCAAAUAAUUUUUAGAGACUUUGAUUUGUUUAAUCCAAAUGAUGAUGCCAAAGAGUGCAUCGAUGCCUUAUUAGUUUAUGUUCAAAUUGACGGUCGACUGGAGAGGGUGGACAACCAUUGUGGCCAGACAUUGCCCAGGCCGAUCAUGAGUAACGGGCCAGGACUCAUGCUCGAGUUCAAAGGAGUUUACUCGUCCCGCAAUUCUAGGGGCUACUUAGCCGAAUACUCCUUCAUCGAAAAUUAUGGUAUUCAUAGCGGGGAACAAAUUGCAAACCUACCUUGCGCCUUCACGUUCAACGGCACAAUGCAACGUUCUGGAGUUCUGUACAGUCCAAAUUUUCCUGGAUACUACCCGCGCGAUACAGAGUGUCAUUAUUUCUUCCAGGGAAUAAAUGAUGAUACCAUACACAUUAAAUUUCAUCAUUUUGACGUAGAAGGCGUACCUCCUUGCGAGGCGAUAUCAGCUAGUGAUUACGUAGAAUUUUCCAAUUUCAUGGCCAGAGACCGCCGAUACGAGCGGUAUUGCGGCCAGAAAGAGGCGUUCGAAAUUAAAUCAGAUAGGAAAUUUUUUAGAAUAACCUUCAGAUCCAACGAUCGACUCGACGGGACCGGGUUUAACGCUUCGUAUCGUUUCGUCCGCAAAAUGGAGCAAUCUGUGUCUUCACAACCUGUAGCUAAAGCCAAUCAUUCAGGUGUUGUCCAUAAUUCUGUCUUCCUAAUACUUCUUCUACUUUUGGUGGUGGUCAAGUUAUGAUGACAUGCUCUCCUCAAAAAUCAUCCCAAUGCUCAAUCCACGGACGCAUUUAAACUCUCUUUAUGGAGUGAAUGCUACAGCCGCCUUACAACGCUUCUCUCAUUUGGUGGAGGAGUUCGUUGGACAUUUCAUCGAAUCUUAUAUCAUUCAUAUUUCUACUUUGUGCCAUUUCGCCGAUCAUCAUUAGAUUAGAAUUUUAAUAACACGCAUUUGUGUUUGUAAUAAUUUUGUUUUCUUUCCAG
Molecule: messenger RNA, 3188 nt
Organism: Bemisia tabaci
Lineage: Eukaryota; Metazoa; Arthropoda; Insecta; Hemiptera; Aleyrodidae
Source: RefSeq, a predicted model, not a curated record